This is a messenger RNA of Podarcis lilfordi (Lilford's wall lizard), 34166 nucleotides long. The record is from the annotation of a GenBank genome assembly. NCBI's taxonomy places the organism in Eukaryota, Metazoa, Chordata, Lepidosauria, Squamata, Lacertidae.
CUUGGGCCAGGCAGCCAAUAGGCAGGAAGAACCGGCGGCGAGCGGCCAGGAGGCGGGAGGGAGAGCUGGAAUGGCAGCAUCAGCGGUGGCAAGAGCAGGGUAGGGUGCGCGCCUUGAAGCCGCUGCCUGCGCCUCUGAGGGGACGAGGAUGGGGAAGGCGAGGCGGUGGAGGCGGCGGAGGCGGCGGGUGAGGAGGAACCCCUGAGGCGGCGGCGGCGGGGAGACGGGAGGGGCAGCGGCUGCGGCCUGAGCCGCGAGGAAGCAGCAGGAGGAUGGUAAUACCGGCAGCGCCGCUGGGCCGGAGGCGGAGCAGGGGUUGGGGUGGCGGCGGCGGCGGGGAGACGAUUGCAGCCUCUUCUGGGGUGGGGCUCCGGCGGCGAGUAGCAUUCGCGGAGAAGGAACGUAAUGGAGCGCCCAUUGCGGGUCCCGGGAGGGAGGGAAUACCUGCGCUGCCUCCCCCUUCAUAUUUCCUUUCGCUUUCUGUAUUAUCCUUAUUAUUCUUAGUUACGGGCCAAUGUUGGUCCUACUCAGCGUAGGCGCAUUGGACGCGGCUGGCAGAGGGGCUCGCGGACUCCCGCUCUGGACCAGCCUCUGAGCUUGAAUUUUAGCCAAGUGCAAAUGUUUACCCGUGAUGCUGUUGAUGAUGACCAUAAAAUUAUUAUUGGCUUAGUUAGACGGUCUUAAUCCUGCUUGGCCUAGCACUAGACCAUAAAUGGCCAUGGUUGGCAUAGCAGGUUCAUUGAUUUCAGGGAGUCUUCUCUGGAAUAGAGAGUGGUUGGGUACAUAUACUGUACAGUACUGGCCAUUAUUGUUAUUUUAUUGUUAACAGUAUAAAAUCAUUAUUGGAUGUAGACUAGCCUAGUUUUACUCAGAAGGAGUCCCAUUGAAGUAAGUGGCCAUGACUGCCUUAAAGGGUAAAGGGACACCUGACCAUUAUGUCCAGUCGUGACCAACUCUGGGGUUUAUCGCUUUAUUGGCCGAGGGAGCCGGCGUACAGCUUCUGGGUCAUGUGGCCAGCAUGAUUAAGCCGCUUCUGGCGAACCACAGCAGCGCACGGAAAUGCCGUUUACCUUCCCGCCGGAGCGGUACCUAUUUAUCUACUUGCACUUUGACAUGCUUUCGAACUGCUAGGUUAGCAGGAGCAGGGACCGAGCAAUGGGAGCUCAUUCGGUUGCGGGGAUUUGAACCGCCGACCUUCUGAUCUGCAAGUCCUAGGCUCUGUGGUUUAACCCACAGCACCACCUGCAUCUCUAUGACUGCCUUAGGUUUGUUAAUUUCAGUGGGUCCAUUCUGAGCUGGAAUUGAAUUGUUGGGUGUGGAUAUUAUAUAUUACAAUCAAAUUAUUAUUGCUUGUAGACGAUCUUAGUCCUGUUCAGACUUGUCCCGUUGAAGUAAGUGGUCAUGGCAUAGGUUCAUUAAUGUCAGUGAGUCUACUCUGAGCUAGAACUUGGAUACAAAUACUACCUAUCAUUCUCACCAUAAUUGGUUAUAGACAAUCCUAGUCUUAUUCAGAGCAGAUCCAUUGAAGUAAAAUGGACAUGGCUGACAAGUUUAUUAAUUUCAGUGGAUCUGCUCUGAAUAAGAACAUAGUUGGAUACAAAUACUACUCACUAUUAUUAAGUAAUUAAUAUUGGUUAUAGACAAUCCUUGUUCUACUCAGCCUAAACCCAUGGAAGAAAAUGACCACCAGUGGCAUAAGAAUUUAGUUGGAUACCUCAAUUCUCACUUCCCUUCUGUAGUGUUGAAUUUUUAAAAAUUGAAUUGUAUUUAGCAUAUUAGCUGGCCGCCAUGUCAACAAAGGCCUCUGAGUGGUUCACACAGGCUUCAGGCAAUGUACAAUUAUAGCAUUAAAAUGCUAAACUCAGUUUUAAUUGGAGGCGUCUUCAGGGCAGGGACCUGCCCUCUUGUACUUUGUAAAGUGCCAUGCGCACUGAUGUUGCUACUUCAUGAUCAUUGUAGUAGUAGUAGUAGUAUUGGCAACAAAUAUUUGUUUCUGUUCUUACUUGAUUUUUAUUUGGGGGAAGUAGUUUCUUAUUUUUUCUUAUGUAGUUUGGCAAAUGUGUUCUUAUUUCCAUGUGCUUUUUGGGGGGAGUGGGUAUUUUUCAUCAGUCUUCUACAGUAUUUAGUUAUCUUACUUUGGUGAUUCUUUUACAUUUAAUUCUGAUAUCAACUGCCAAACAGCUUUUUCGAUACAGCAUGCAUAGUUAACUUGUUCCAAGGGGGUAGCCAUGUUUGUGUGUGUUGCAGAAAGCCCACAAAAUUGAGUCCUUUUUCACUUCAAAAGUCUGACAUACUUGUUGUGGCAGAAGCUUUUGUGGACUGGUCCAGAUCCCUCUAAGAUGCGUGAAUUGUUUGCCUGAUUUAUUUAUUUAGUUUGCAUUUAUAUCCCACCUUUGCUACAAGGAAUUCUCCAUUCUAUCAUCACAACAACCCUGUGAGGUAGGUUAAGUCAUGGCUGAGUGAGGAUUUGAACCCUGGACUUCCAAGUUCUAGUCCAGCACUCUAGAGCAGGUAUAGCCAAUAUGGUGCCCUUCAGAUGUUGUUGGGCUACAACUUCCAUCAGCCCCACCAAUCUGACUAAGAGUGAGGAAUGUUGGGAGUUGCUGUCCAUCAUGUUGAGAGAUGCAGACAGAUGCUGCAAAGGAGUGUUUAACAAUGUGCCCCAAAGGUCAAGAAAUUCAUUGGGUACAGAGACUGUGUACCAUUUCUACACAGAAAUCAAACAUGUACAAUCACAGUAACCAUUUCCCACAGAAAUAUCUGGCCGCAACAUAUUCCUACCUUUGAUGCUGUGUUAUGGCCAGAUCCUGGCAUGUUGCACUAUUGCACUAUCACUGUGCUUCUCCUAUGCUUUGCAUAGAAGUACCACAGACAGUACAAAUUUUGAAUAUUAUAGCCUAUGGGGCUGUGUGUUUCCAUCCUCUCCGAAGGCGUGCGCCUAUGUAUAUGUGCAUGCAUGUUAUACAUUUACUGAUAAUGAUACUUCAUUGGAUACACAAAGUGAGUUAUGCUGCUAUACCACAGUGGUGCCUUAGUGUUACAGCUCGGGCUGAGGAGACCUGGGCUCUGAUUUUGCCCUCAGCUGAAGAGCUGACCUUGAGACUGAGCAUCUUUCAUGCCAACCUACCACACAGGGGAUAAAAUGGACAGGUGGCCAUGUUUGUUGCCUUGAGUUCUUUGGGGUGGGGAGAAAGAAAGGUUAUAAAUGUAGCUAAAAAAAUAAAUAGCCAAAGUGUAUGCCACACAGUAAAUUUUUAAGGAAAUAAGAGUCUGAGGAAUUAUAUCCCACAAGGUGUGGUGAUGGCUUGCCUAAGUGGUUAUUUUAAAAAAUAAACAAAUAAAAAUAGAAUUAGGCAUAUUUAUGGAGGAGGAGGGUAGAUUUAUAACUGGCUGUUAGCUGUAGUAGCUAAAUAGAGCCUCCAUGUUCAAAGGUUGUUUACCUCUGUAUACCAAUUGUGAUACUAAUAAAUAAAAUGAGGGAGGGCUAUUGCUUUCAUGCUCUUGUUGUCAAGUUGCCCUCUGGGUAAUGUAUGAUGUAGCAUAAGAGAACAACGAAACCACAGUACAAUUAAACAUGAUACCAAAAAUAAACGGAAUAAAAAUCAUAACAUUGUAAAGCCUGUAUAAACAUCAAAUUGCCAGCAAACAAAACAACCCCAGGUUAUUAAAAUGUAACUUUGCUGUGCACUCCCAAAUACCUGCUGAAAUAAACUUUCAUCAGUUUCAUAAAACUAACAUUAGGGCUGGCCUGCUAAACUUAUAUAAGGGAGAAAAAUCUAUAGUGAAGGUGCAUCUGCCAAAAAGCCUCAUUCAUACCCCACCCCCACCCCCUGUCACUUGUAGAUUUUUAUUUUAAAAAACUCUUCUAACAUACAAGACAAGGGCGAUAAAGAAAGAGUCUACUGUACUCAUUAAACCACUUCAUCAUCAAUAUGAGCUGCCCAUAUGUCCUAAAUGCUCCCAAAACGAAGAGAGAGAGCAAGUCAUAGUUCAGAGGCAGAGCACACACUUUGCAUUCAGAAGACCCAAGGUUCGUCACCUGGUGCAGCUGGGGAAUAUUUUUGUCUUAAACACUGAAUAGCUGUGGCCAGUCAGUUUACAGCACUGAUGGGAAAACUUUGGCCCUCCAGAUGUUACUGAUCUACAACUCCCAUCAGCACCAGUAAGCAUGACCAUGCUUGCUAGGGAUGAUGAGAGUUGUCGUUCAGCAACAUGGGGGGGGGGCGGCACAGGUUCCCCAUUUUUUGUACAGACAAUAUUGAGUUAGAUGGAACAGUGGUAAAGGGCAGUUUCCCUGUUCAGAAAGAAACACACAGUUGAGUAGUAUUUCUGCUCUAGAUUUUCUCUGUUUCUUGUGUCAAAAGAUUAAGAACUGUCUUGCUGUAUUAGACCAUAAUUAAGCAUCCUCCUUCCAACAGCAGCCCCACCAGAUUCUUCUGGGUCAAUCAGAAGCACAGUGAUGACCUUUCCUCAUCAUUUGUUCUCAUCCUGCAGCCUUCAGUGCAGUAUCAUUUAACCACCAUGGCAAAUAGGUGUUAAUACGUUUGAGGGUGCAUAUGUAACAAAUAACCAACUUUCCCUCAUAUAGCUUGCUUUAGGUGUGUACAUAAAAAAUAACCACCCAGGGACAUUUUUUGGGGAAGGAGCAAGUUGAAGGGCCAAAUUUGACAGGUGGAUGGAGCCACCCACUUGUCAGUCACCAAACACCAUAGUGACAGCAGGUGAUGCUGCCCUUUGAAACCCUGACUGUUAGGACUUCAAAGCAAAGCAUGGGGUAAUUGAAAGCACUUUUGCAAACAGCCCCGCACAGCAUGGAAAGAGUCGCAUAGACAAACUGAGCAGUUAAAUAAGCGUGUGUAUAUUAUUUAUACGUGGUAGUGUUUGUUUAAUGGUCUUGUAAGUUGAGGGUGGGGAUUCAAACCUCCCUUGAUUCUCAUCUUAGAGGAUCCUUUUACAGCCAGUUUAGCUGGAAGGCACCUAUAAAGAACUUUGGUGCCCCUUUCAAUCUCUAAUAGUUAAGUAUUUCGUCUCUGAUUUAUUUUGUUCUGUGCUUCUUUGGGAAACAUGUCAUACUAAGAACAACUUUUGACUCAAUCUGAGGAUGACUAUUGAGUUCAUUGCCACCAAGUUUUUCUGGAAAUAGUUAAUCCACUUGCUGCUUUUGUGAAACUGUAUUGUGAAUUUCUUUUGUGUGCAAAAAAAAUUGAGCUGUACUCUGUGAACUUGCAUUGUAGUCCUCUGUGCGGUGAUAUAUUUCUUGUUGUCUGUCUCUUUCCAAAACAAUAAACAAAUGAAUCCUGUAUAUUGGGUUCAUUCUUCUUAAAAAUGGGGAAACUAUUCUAGUCUGCAGUAGCAAAGCAGAAACAGGUGUGCACUUGUUCAAGUUUUAAAUAAGGAUUAUAUAGACCAGAUAUCUCCAGUCACAGUGAAGGUGAGGCUGCAAAUAUAGCAUUAGGUCAGUUUUAUUAUGCAGAUGAAGUCUUCAGCAUGACCUUUGUGGCUACCCAAGUAUCUCUCUCUUGCCAGCUGGUUGCUGUCAUAGAUCUAUAAAAACCUGUGUUGUUUCUUUUGAAAGUGGUUUGUUUUCUUUUGCUUUGUUCUUACUAUGACAUCCUUCAGCUGCCACUGAUACUAUCUUUUAUUUUUGUGUCCAGGUCAUCCGUUCUGGAUUUAGCUCAUUAGGACAUGGAUGAAGAAUCAUUAACUCACUAUGGGAAAUCGAACAGGGGCCUUUUAGUAGGAGCAUCUAAUUCCUUGGCAGUUAUGUUGGCAACUUGGCUUUCUUGAACGUUUCUUCUUUGUACUCAUACCAAGCUUGAACCAUAUUGAAUCUAGGUUUGUGGAGUUAAAAAAAAAAGGCAGCAUGUCCUAUUGGGAAGAGCGUAUAUUUUAUUUGCUUCUCCAGGAAUGCAGCAUUGUAGACAAACAGACUCAAAAACUGUUGAAAGUACCCAAGGGAAGCAUUGGCCAGUUCGUUCAAGACCGUUCUUCAGGAGGACACACCAGAAGCAACCCUUCGUCAAAAAGCAAAAAAUUGCAGAUAGGAAUCAAGAUUUUGGAGCAGCCCCAUGUGGUCCUCUUCGUGGAAGAAAAAGAAGUUGUUGAUAUAGAUGAGAAACGAGCAGAACUGCUGUUGGCAAUUACCAAUUGUGAGGAGAGAUACAGUAUAUUUAAAAGUAAAGGUAGACUGAGCAAGGGUCUGCACAUUGAUGUCGGCUCACCGGUGAAAGUACAGCUGCGAUUAGGUGAUGAGAAAUAUCCUGGAGUUGUUCGCUUCAGAGGACCAUUAAUACAAGAAAGAUCACUCUCUGGAAUAUUUUUUGGAGUGGAGCUUCUGGUAAGUUUUCUUCUUCCAAGGCUUUAUGCAUUGGGUCAAACAGAUGCUGUGUGUUGCUGUAGAAACAUUCUGAAAAGGUGCAUAGUAUGAGUCUUUUUACUUAGUAUAUUUGUAUCCUAUUUCUCCUCUGAGGAGCAGAGGCCAAAGUAUAUUGAUCCCCACACCAUUUUAUCCUCUCAACUAACUUGUGUGGUAGGUUGGGCUCAGAGUGUUGAGCAACCAUCCUAAGAUCUGGAUGAACCUCAUGACCAGGCAUAGGUUUCAACCUCGGUCUCCCCGAAGACCCAACAUUUUAAUUACUCCUAUGACAGUUCUUAAUGAUCUAUGUUUUUUUCUCCUGCAAACCUAGGAAGAAGGCCGUGGUCAGGGUUUUACUGAUGGACAGUACCAAGGCAAACAGCUGUUCAGAUGUGACGAGGACUGUGGAGUGUUUGUUGCACUAGACAAACUAGAGCUGAUGGAAGAUGAUGACAAUGAGCUGGAGAAUGACUAUGCAGCUCCAGUUGACUCAAUGCAGGUAGAACUUCCUCCUUUGGAGCUCAACUCCAGGGUUUCUGUGAAGAUAGGAAAGAAUAUAGAGUAUGGGACAGUUAUAUUCUGUGAUGUCUUACCAGGAAACGAGAGUUUAGGAUACGUUGUUGGAGUGGACAUGGUAAGAAAUUAACCUGAUUCUUAACUUUUUGCAUGUGUGUUAAAUAGAAGUACAUGCAAUAGUGGUGGGGAGAGAUGGAAUAUUGGCAAGCUACUUAUGGCUCUCGAUUGCUAUGUAUAAUUGCCACCCAGCAGCUUUUUUUAGCAUUGGGUAAAAAUGUAUUGAGUUAGGCUUGGGAACAGCCACUUGCCUGAUCGUGCAUGGCAAGAAAGAAUCUCCUCCAGGGGAUCAGAUGGUGCAGCUUUACUAAAGUUUUAUUUCUCCCUUGCUGAGCCAUAAAUGAUUGCCCAUGUGUAUCCACAUUAGGCAGGCUAGUAAAUUUAUUGUAUGCGCUAGUAACUUAUGUGGGCUUAUUUACAGGGCCUUACUAAAUCUUACCUGACACUAGCCAGGCAAAAUACCCAUUUUCUUGCUUCUAAUGACCAGCCUGCUUUGCUAAAUAAUGUUCCAGGGUUGGCACUACUGAUCUUUUAUAGUUUUCCUCUGAAAAUACAGCCACGUCAAUUUUUGCCUGCAAGGAAAAUGCGAGGCUCUGGCGUAAUGUAAUUCUGUAUGUUGAGUGCAAUUCUCAAGCACUACAGUAACAUAUGCUGAUCCUCGUCUUUCUCCUACUUGUGUUUUGAAACCAGAAGACUUACUGAGGCUUGAAAUAAAGAGAAUGAAACUGAACUAUUACACCCUUAGAAUAUUAGUAGGCAUUCAACAUGAAAAAAAUUGCACCUUAAUGUACUUGUUCACCCUUGCUCUUUAAAGAGGUAGGCAAGUCUUCCCAGUGCUGGAAGCUGUCUCUUAAUGCCAGAGAGAUGAAAUAGAUCCUUCAGGCAUGAAAGCCAUUUAUGUACCUGUUGUGAAUGGCUUCAGUUGUGAAACUUCUGUGCUGCUGACAAACUUUGCUUGGCUUUUCUCCCACCACUUGGGAGGAGUGUUUUUUGCUUUUGUUUCAGUGUUGCCAUUAUCAGUGUAUUAGUGUCUGUGGCACAUUUGUAACCAAACAACAUUGCAGAAUGCAAUCUGUUUCUCUAAAUGUGGAAGACGAAAUGACAACACUACAAGUGUGACACUUGAAAUGUUGUUGCAGAGCAAGUGUUUGCAUUUCUUGUGAAAGCUCGUGCUUCCUGUCUGGGCUGCAUGUAGCCAAGAACUUUAAUUGAACCAUGUAGAUGGUUUCUUGAGUAUCUUCACUUGGGCAACAUGUAAUGGUGUUUUAAAACGAUUUUUAGGAUAAUCCAAUUGGAAAUUGGGAUGGAAGAUACAAUGGACAACAGCUCUGCAGUUUUGCAAGUGUUGAAAGCACACUUCUCUUGCAUAUCAAUGAUGUUAUCCCAGGUACAAUUUGUAUAUUUUGUCUAUAAAAAAGAAAAGUGAGCAAACCCCAGUUCUUAGCACACAUCCUUGUGUCUAAUCAUAGUUUUAAUGUUGCUCAGGAUUCAAUAAUUUUGCUUUAGUCUUAAACAUAUAUGGGAGUGGGGUGGGGACUCCACUAAACUAUUGAUUGGUUAUAUUAUUGCUUUGCUGCCUUGUCUUGCUUUAUUUCUGGAUAAGCUCCUGUGACUCCUACAUGCUUCUGUAUAGACAUCUCCCUUCUUUCCCUCUCACUUUGAUGUGCCAUAGUAACAUAGUGCUGUAUUUUGGUAUUGGUGGUUCCUUGUCCCUUUCCUGGUGUUAGAAUUUGAAGGUUGAAGGCUUACGGUCACUGCAAUGUGGCACUGGGUUUUCUCAGUUGAUGAAUUUUACUGCUGUAUUGUAGUACAGUCAUACCUCGGGUUACAGCUGCUUCAGGUUGCGUUUUUUCGGGUUACGGACCGCCAAAACCCGGAAGUACCAGAAUGGGUUACUUCCGGGUUUUAGCAGUCGCGCAUGCGCAGAAGCGCUCAAUCGCACUAUGCGCAGAAGUGCCGAAUCGCAGCCUGCGCACAGAUGUGGGUUGCGAACGUGCAUCCCGCACGGAUCACGUUCGCAACCCGAGCGUCCACUGUAUUGUAUGUGGUAGGGAAAAGGCAAAACCGUUCUUAUUUGCUGCUAAUAGCUGAGUCUACAUAAUUACUUGUCUCCCAGUCAGUAUUUUAAAGGCCAUACAUAGAUAGUGAAAAAUAGCACAUAAAUGCCUUUCCAGGUGGUUCUGCAUUUUUCAUGCAGUAAUAUUUGCUUAAUCAGAAGGGCACUGUGCACUGGAUUGUUUUCUUACACUUUCUUCAAAGAAAUAUGUUCCAGCGAUGCCCACAUAUGCUCCGACAAAAGAAUUGGCACUUGUGAGCAGUGCUUGGAGCCACAGGCAAUCUGUUCUUUCUUCCCUGUUAUUAGAGUGCAGCAUUUUCUGUUCAGAAGCUCUUGCUGCAUGGUCACUUCUAUGCUGCAUAUGGGGCUACAAUAUGGAAGCUUUUGCUGCUUGGCUUUUUGGCUGUGUGGCAGGGUUAACAAAUGCCCUCCCUGAACAGGGAGAGAUUUGGUGGUUUGCCCAGUAAGGAUCUACUAAGUUGAACCACAGGGAGGAAUAAGCAUAAUGCUAGUUUGUUGGACAGACCUUGUUUUGACCCUUGCACUAAACAGAAAAAGUCAUAGCUAGGCUGCCGGGGUGGUUAGAAUUUUGUACAGCAGUCUUGUGAGAUGAUGGUGUCAGAAAUCUAGAGUUUCACCAGGGAAAGGGGAAUUGGAAUUGGAAUUUAAAAGGGAGGCCAGGCUGCUGUCCGAGGAGAGUUUCUUUCCUGCAGCAGGAAGUUCCAGGUGCAACUAAUGCUGUUACAUUUGAGCUAAUACCGCUUUUAGUUAACUGAGAUGGAUGGGUCACUGCAAUGUAUUACUCAAGUGAUAGGAUGCAGCAGGAUCUGUGAUGUACAGUACAUGAACUUUAGAGAACAUGAGAGCAAAUAUUAACUUGGAAACAACACACUCUUCAAAGUGGUUUUUUAAAAAAUGAAAUAGGACUUUUAAUUGUAAGGAAGAUGCUAUAGACAGAUUGCCAUUUUAAGCAUAAUUGUCAUAUUGUACAAACUUGAGGCAGUGCUUUGCUCCUGCUACUUCUUUCUUAAAGAAACCUACUAGGACAUUUUUUCUUGAAGGAUCAGUCUUUCGAAAAGAUGCUUUCUUCACUGUCUGGCUAGAGAUGAGUUCCAGUGAAAGUAACUGAAGUGUUUUAAUAGAGUUAUUCCCCAGGGGCAACUUGGUUAAAAUGCAAUUGAACAGCUGUAUUUUGAUUAUGAAACAUGAAGACACAUUUCAUUUGAACUCUUUAGUGAAUACAUGGCAUGGUUAAAAAUCCUCAGAUGUUAUGCAGAGUAAAUGGCAAUCUUCUGUGGGUAUGAUAACCAUACUAUUUUGGUGAGGAGUCUGGUGAGGAUUUAGCAAAAAGCACAAUAUUUUCUAUUUGAAUUACUGCUUUUUUAUGCAUGCCUAGCUUUCUUCUCCUCAAUCUUUUUCUUAUUGUUGUUGCUGCUGCUGUUCAAUCACAUCUCCAGCAAAAAGAUUUUUUAAAAAAAAGUUUCAGUGAUGGGGGCUUUUUAUCUUUUUUUAAGUUUGAUAAGUAUUUGCUUCUUCCAAACCACAUAUGAAGCAAAUAAACUUACCAUAACAUGAAGCCAGUGAUCACUUUGGAAUUUUUCUUUGGCUGCGUUAUUUCUCAAUACAGCAUUUUACAAGGUUCACCAUAAUUGAUUGGUGCAGUAUGGGAGGAAACAUAUUCUAAAACUUCUGUGAGAGCAAAUCCAGCUUUUUUGCUUCAGUGUCAGUAAAAUGGAGCUAUGCCCUGAGAUUUUGGAAGAAAAAAAAAGGCUAGGCUAGAUGUCCCAUUGUGUUUUAAAAAGUAUAUAUUAAUAGCUAUAGUCAUCCUUAUUUAACAGUUUUGUAUGGGUCCCAAGGGAGGCUGCCUUCCAUAUUAUGGUUUCUACUUAUGUGAGUGUUCCUGCAACUGAUUAGUUUUGUCCAAGUGACUAUCUGAAAGAAAUUCUGGAUUUCACAAGUAUUUCUGUGACUUGCUUUAUAUCCUAAAGGUGCGUCUAUUUUGUACUAAACUGAUGCUUUAAAGCUAAUGCUAUCUAUACUAUGUACUGUGUGGUGGUGUAAGAUAUCUUAACCUUCUACUCUAUUUUAGAGGCUGUGUCUCAAGACAGGAGACCUCCCAAACUUGCCUUUACAUCUAGAAGUGGCUGUGACAAAGGAUUCAAUCAUAGUAAGCCAAAGUCUACAGGUACUUUUACUCAACUACUAUUUAGCAAAGUGCCAGGUAUUUCUCCUGUCCUUGUACAUGAGAAUUGUGACAUGCAGUCCCUUGGAGUUGUGGGUUCAGAGGUGGGUUUCCACAGAACUGAUCCCACAUGUUUUGUAGAACAGUGGCUCCCCAAUAAGUGGAAUGUGUAACAAGAUACUACAUUCGCUUGCAUAGUUAGCAUACAAAGGAGGUUAGAUUGUACAUCUUGUGAAACAUUUCUGAGGAUUUUCCUGUCUUGCACUUGUUUUGUAAAACUGUGGGAGGGAUUUCUCUUCCCCCAGACUGAGUGCACAAAUAGCCUACACAUGGCUAUGGAAGUAGAAUUUUUUGCUUGGUUUCAGUCGGCUCUGACCACAGUGACAUAUGCCUUAGUUACAUAUUGUUUGUAUUACUGUAACACGCUACCUGUAACUGCCUUUAAAGAGUGUUCAGAAAUCAGCUGAUUCAGAAUGCUGCAGCUCAGCCUCUUGACCAGGGCUGGGUAUAGGGAGCAUGUAAUUCCCACGCUACAACAAUUUUGCUGGUUACUUGACUGUUUUCUGGUCACAAUACACAGUGCUCGUUGCUACAUAUAAAGCCCUACUUGACUUGGGGACCAGAUACCUGAAAGACCGUAUUUUCCUAUUCAAGCAUGCCUGGGUUUUUUUUUAGAUCUUUGGUAGAGGUCCCUCUUCCUGUCUUACCAACAUCUUAAGCACGUCCGUUGGUAACUCAAGAGAGUGCUACCUUGGUGAUUGCUUCUAGACUCUGGAAUUCUUUGCCAAGGGAGGCCUAACUAGCCCGUCUCUGAUGACCUUGUGCUGGGAAGCAAAUACACUUUUAUUCAGACAUAACAUUUAGCCUCAUAAGUUGACUGUUAUAGCCAAGGUAAAAGUUGCAGUUUGGGCAACUGGCUGUUGUGUGUGUUGGUUUUAAGGGAUGUUUUUAAGCUUUGUAUUUUUUCUUGUUAGUCACCUUCCGCAUCUUUUGAUGGAAAGGUGAAAUAUUAAUUUAACAAAUAAAGAUAAUAAACGGAUAAAGCACUUUGUUCCAUUGCUCUGGAAAGCAUUAAAAGUGGUUAUUACUGCAAUUUGCAGCCUGUUAAAUGUAUUAUGGCAGGAACUUAUGUGGGCUAGAGUCCAUUUCAUCAAAUGUGUGAACCUUAUGGAGGAAUCAACAGAAGCUGAUCCAUUAAGAAAUGUGUUCAUCCCAUUGCAGCAAAAAAACCCCACAAAACCUUGUAGCAUCUUAAAGACAGCUACUUCUCUAAGAGCAGAAAGGUCAAGUAAUUCUAACCUAAAGUGGCCAAUUAAAUCCUCCAUGUAUGUUCCUUUGGAAGUAAACAUUCUGAAGUGAAAGCUCCAUAUUUUUGAAUUGUUCCUGCAAGUAAUAAAGGGAACAGAGUUCCACUGAAUAGGAGAUGGAGGAGGUUAAAGAGGUACAGUUAAUAGUUUGCAACUUGAAAGGUUCUCUCUGUGUAGCUUGAAAAUGCAAGCUGAGAACAUUAACAAUAUGGGUGCCGAGAGGGUUAUACAUUUGUUGCAGAGAUUGGACCAGAUGAUUGGCAGGUUUCUUUCUUAAAGUUGUACAAGUUAGACUCUGGUAAUGACAUUUUUACAGACCCUACUCUUAAUAAGCUUAGCAGGAAGACUUGGUUUAAAGGACUGUAAGGCUUGUUUUUUUCCAUAAUGCAGCAUUUUUUAUGUUUUUUUCCUCCCCUUUGUCUCCUUUAUGACAUGGUUUGUGUCUUAGGUGCACUCUCAGACCCUGGAAAUAGAAACAGAUCAGAAAUUUUCUACACUUUAAAUGGCUCUUCAGUAGAUUCCCAACCACAGAUGAAAUCAAAAAACACAUGGUGUAUUGAUGAAGGUAAUGAGAGACUAGACAUUAAGUUUGAUCACAGGCGUAAUAACAAAUUAUAUGAUGAUUAAAUAUACUGCCUUCAGAUUAUUCUGGCCACAUUUUGUGUGUACUCCCUAACAAAAGACUUUUUAAAGGGCUUACUUCGGUUGAGAUGUGUAUUAUUAUCCUGUGUAGUGGCCAGAAUCCAAAGAGCUACUUAAGCUCACAUGAGGGGCUUGGUGCUAGCCCAGGGGAAUUUAUUUUACUGUCUCAUUUGCACAGCUGACCCCUAUACAAACUGCUUUUGAAAAUUGCCCUCUUUUUCUGAAGCAGUUUGCUAUGGUUGGGGGCUCUGAGAAAAAUGAGUGGGCUCACAAUGUUAGUUUUCCUUCUUCUUUGGAUCCUGGCCUAAGUUUAUUGAAUAACUCAAGGCAUUUUACUUGGCACAUCUCACAUAGUAACUUGAGCUUUUCAGCCAUAAUAGAUAAUUCCUUAGGCUACAUUCUGUGCACAUUUGAGCCUAGUCUUCUUAUUAGACCAGCUGGACUGUAGGCACAGGAUGCAAGAUGCUUAUAAAUAGUAACUUACCACUAUCUCAGCUUGUGAUCUCAUAUGCUGAGCAUUGACUCAUGAUUUAUUUACAUAUCUUCAGGUAGUGUUGGUGACUUUAUUAUUUGGAACCUCUGAGUUGACAGGUCCUGCCUUUGCUAGAAUUAGGUUGGGGGUGCAAACUUACAUUUUUGAAUUACAGACUUUUCCAUUACAGAGUGGCAGCAUUCAGUUUUUUUCAGACACAGGACCCAGCUAAGUCAACAUGCAUCAUGAAAUUCAGUUUAAAUCUUUCUGUUGUAUAUGUUUUCCCCAGUUCCUUCAUUUUCUUUUUCUGAGAACAUUUACACUGCACACAUGCUAGGUUUGCUUCUCCCCAGGGAACUUUGGGAAUUGUAAUUUGGGGAUGGAGGAAAGAGAACAGUAUUUUCUAAGUGAAUUCUUGUUAGCUGUGCUGAAUUACAAUUCCUAAUGUUUUAAGCCACAACAGUUAAGCUAGUAGUGUGUAACCAGUGUAAAUCUGUAGUACAAAAGCAUUGUUUUCCAUCUCUCCACAUAUGGGAUUGUAGUUAAUGAGUUGCCCAAUAGUCUUCUUUAAUAAUAAUAAACUGCCAACACAAAUGCAGAAUGCACCCUGGAAGUUACAUUUUGAAGAAUACAGAACAGUGGUCUCCACGCUUUCUACGUUCAGGGAACCCUUUCCAUGCCAGCUUGUCUCCUGAAGAACCCAUCUGCCAUAGGAACCCUGUGCACUGGAGAGGAAACUGGAGGAAAGCUUUAUAGGGUGUACGUACAGUUUGUACAGAGCAAAGGUCAAACUUGUAUGGUACUUCUGAUGCCUGCAUGAACUGAAAGCAUGCAAGAACCCCAACAAACACAAACAUUCAAUGCAGGUUGGGAUCAACGCAGAAGACUGGUAGCAAGAACACCAGUUUCAUAGAAUUUAGUAGAAAAACCACUCCUUUAGUUGUAAUUAAAGUAACAUCCUUACAUUGCAGCUAAACGUUCAUCAGUUUUGUUGACUGGCAAAUUAAAGAAAAAUCUGAUGUCCUUCUGAUCUUUCUGCUUCCUCUGAAGAUUUCUGUCAGAGUAAGAGCAUAGAUAUUCACUUGGAAGUAGGUCUCAUUAUGUCCAAUGGGGCUUACUCCCAUAAAUGUGUGUAUAGGAUUGUAGCCUGAGUCUCUUCGUUCUCCCCCCCAUCCCUCCCUUGGAAAAAUGAUGGGGAAAAUGCCUGUCCCUUGUUACCUCAUCUCGCUUGGCUUUUUCUGAGCAAUUGCCAGAGUAUGCUGUUUUAAAUAUAAGUAGGUCAUUCUUUCAGAAUAGAAUCUAGUGCAAGAGAUAGAUGCCAUGCAUAUUUUACUCCUUUUGUGUAGAAAGCACACAGCAUUAGUUCAGACACUUAGUAAAUAUUAUUCUAAUUCAUAUGCUUAUUUACUGUUUUUCUAAAAACAAUUCAACAGUUGCUGAAGAUUCUGCAAAGUCCCUUAACGACUCCUCUACUGGGUUUGGGCACUCUUCGCCGCCGCUGCAGCCUCCCCCAACGAACACUUUAUCUGCCGAAAACAGAUUCCAUUCCCUGCCUUUCAGUCUGACUAAGAUGUCCAGCGGCAGCAAUGCUAUUGGACACAGUCCGCUCUCUUUAUCUGUACAGUCGGUUAUUGGAGAGGGGAACGCAGGGGCCACCCAGGAGAGCACACCGCCGAUGGUAGCGCCCAUCAACAUGCAUGGGCUAGAAGCAGGUUCCUUGGCGGAAGUAAAAGAGAACCCACCUUUCUACGGAGUAAUCCGUUGGAUUGGGCAGCCUCCGGGAGUCAACGAAGUGCUAGCGGGGCUUGAACUGGUAAAUAACGUUCGUUUCAAAAGUUUGCCACUCCUGCCCAUUUUAUGUCCAGCUACUUCUUCUUUUAAGAAACACCUGAGCCCUAUUCAGGUGUUCUCCCCUCUGCGCAGUUACCAUCACAUAGCGAUUGGGAGAGCAGGGCGUGCUUCUUGUCCCUGCCGACUCUGUAUCGCAGUCACCACUUCCACAGUCCUCCAGAUCAUAGUUCUAAACUGCAUGUGGAGCCCUCAUGAACAGAAACAUCUCCCUGCUGCAGAGGCUUGGGGGCUGUUGGCAGGGUGGGGUGGGACACAGAAGCACUCCCCUUAAAAAGGUUGGUAAUUGCGUGGGGAGGGGGACGACACCUGCAGAGGGCUCUUGUUCUGCUGAACUUUGUAGUUCAAACUUGUGGCGUCAGUAGAAUCUGAUUCUUAGCAGUGUGAAAAGUUGUAGCGUGGUUCACAGCACAGAUUUACCUUGCCCCACUUACCUCUUCAAAUAGAUGUUCAGUUUACCUCUUGCCUUCCUUGACAGAGGCAAGUAACAAUUGUGUUUCCAGGCAAGCAGAAAAGUGGCAGAAUUGCACCUCUCCUUUCCGUGCUGCCCCUUUGGCUUUGACUGGAAAGAGUAGCAUGGAGAUACUGUAAUCCAGGUCAGUUGCAGUGAUAAAGAGGUGAAUGAGCAGCUGGAAUAGUAUGGAUCCAGUGUGUAUGUGUGUACAUACACUCAGUGAUUCCAUGACUAUUUGAAAAGCUGAGAUUCUUGCCUUGUUUAAUGGCCUUGAACCUGGAGUUGUCUGAUAUUUUCUGUUCAUGUGGCAAGACAGUCUCAAAGGAAGUGCUUUCUGCCAGGAAUUCUAGGUUAAAGAACUGCAUUUUAAAAACUUUUCUACUUGAGGGAUCCCUUUCCACAUCAACAUUGAACCCCUUGCAUGCUGCAGAAGCUUCUGGGAAAAGGCAUUCAAGAAGUGUGUGUGCAGGGUACUGGUGAGAUCUGUUGGGCCUUGCUGCCAUCCUGCAUCAGCUGGGCAUGUUAUAAGGCACACUUGCCAAGUCCCCUCUGUAGCUUUAUAUUGCUGGGGAAUAUAAGCAAGCUGUUUUCCAGAGAAGCCUCUCUGCCAUUAUUGGACCUUCUCCUUCCUGAAACUGUUUGAAAGCCACUAAAUAGCAGCAGGAUGAUAGUAUUUUAGAUGCUGGAUACACUCGCAAUGUAAAACUUGUUUAAUUAUCGUAGUUUACAUGUACUCAGUAUCUGCUUUCUCCCUGUAAAGAACCAAAUUACAACAGGAAAUGUAAACUGGUGUUGAAACCUGUUGCUUGUAUAUGUAUUGCUGUAUUAGCUAGUAAGCUAUUUUCUUAGCAAGUGGCAAAAAAACUUUUGGGCAUAAUGAAUUGAUGUUGACAUUAGAGAGAGAUUGCACUGCACAGCAUCCUUAAAACCAUUGCACUUAAGAAUUAAUAGCAUGCAUGCUCAACUCCCGCAUGGCUAAACAAAUGUUGGUACCUUUGCAUACAGUAAUUCCCCAUGGAACUUGCUGUGGGCUGAUGUGUUUUGUGGGAGGGAAGCAGAACAAUCCAUCAUCACACUUGGGGAAAAAUUGGGGUGGGGAAAAAUAGAAUGCACUCAUAUUUUCAUUUUCCCCCAUCACCUACAAUGGGCUAGCAGACUAAAAAUGAAGUUUUGAGCUAUCUAUUCAAAAGGUACGCAAAGCACUUGGAUUUGCUCUCUCCAAAUGCCUUAUUAAAUUUGCAUUUUCAGUUCUAUGUUGAGCUGUCCAUGAGUUUUGAGUGUUUAGAUAGGUGGUCUCUUUCUCCGUUGACUUAGGUUUUCCCCACCAAAAUAGUUUUACAAUUGUAAAUAGAAUUUUCAGAGAAGAUGGCAUUGCUUAAUGUGGCUUUUAGCAUGAUGUUGCUGCGGCUUAAUCAGGUCAACCCUUUAGAGCUGAUAUGGCAGACUUGGCACACACAGUGCAACCUUGUCAAACACUGCUGUUGCUAGACUGCCAUUUGUUUUGGCCGUUUGUCGGCAGAGGCUCUUGGGGAGACUGGAGGAUGCUUACAGGAUUGCACCCAGAUCAUGGCUUCAUAGCCAAAAAACUAUUAGGUGCUUCAAAUAUGAUAUUAAGGAAUAGCUUCCAAGGUGCUGCAUGUGUUAGUUUUUCCAUUAAGGCAGGUAAGUCUGCCUGUUUGCCUUUUCCAGGAAGACGAAUGUGCAGGCUGUACUGAUGGAACAUUUAAAGGAACUCGAUACUUUACCUGUGCACCCAAGAAGGCUCUCUUCGUUAAGUUGAAGAGCUGCAGGCCAGAUUCCAGAUUUGCUUCAUUGCAGCCUGUGUCCAACCAGAUUGAACGCUGCAACUCCUUAGGUAUUGCUCUUUUCUUUCCCUCUGUUUCCUAUUUCUAUCUAGCCAUGUAAAACUAAGUCUCUCUCGAUUAGGAGUAAAUUUAAUACAUUUCCAUAUCAAUUUAUUUAUAGUUACCACCUUCAAAAGGUUUUUUAAAAACAAAACAAAACCUAUUUCAAAUGGGUAACAAAUGAAAAACUCUCAAACAAGCAGAUUAUUGUUCUAUUGUUUACUAAAUUCCCAUCCUGGCCUUCAUCCUGAAGGAGCCCAGGACGGUAACAAUAGCUCCAGCAUCCGGGCAGGCUGAUGUGGGGAAAAGCGCUCUGUCAGGUAUUUCGGACCCAAGUCAAGUAGGGCUUUAUAUGUCUGUGUUGAACACUGGGCUCAGUAGCAAAUUGGCAACCAGUAGACUUUAUUAAGUAAGAAAAGACUGUAAAAGAAAUGCUAGUUUUCAUGCUGUUGCUUCCUACACUUAAGGCAUCUGCAGUAUAUUUGAAAUUAGUGUCAGUUAUAGCUAGUAUUUGGAAGGAUCAGCACGAAGAUGGCCUCUGUGGUUUUAGAUCCUUGUUUUUUAUGGAUACUGAAGAUGAAAAGUACUACAGGCUUGGGACACUUGAGCUUUUUGACAUGUAUGAACUGUCCUCCUUAACUUCACCCUUGCAUCUUCAGUGUUGGUUUGUUAUUGCUAGCAGGUUACCUUUGUUCUGUGUUGGAAGAAGUUAUUUUCAUGAUGCACAGCCCCCUGCCCUAUCCGAGGGCAAAAAAGUCUGGUGGGGGGAGGCACUCGAGAAAAUUGCAAGAACGUCCAGAUGCAAAGGGAGGCAGGAUGAUCAGAUAUGGCUUGGUUGUGUACGUGGGAGAAAUUAAACCGCCAAAGCCAAGGGAGUGAGGUGGUGGAGGAGGAGCAGGUAGCUACUUCUAUGCAAGCCAUACCAGUCAAAGAACCCCUGAGGCCUCACCAUCUGCUUCUCAGUUCCUCCAAGGACAAACACUGCCACUUCAUUCUCCCUUGCUGCUGCAACUCUUGGAUCCACGAAGGAGUUUGAGUCCCUUGCUUACUCUCAACCUUUUGUCUUUAAGCUUUUGGGGGUUACCUAAGUGAAGUGGUUGAAGAAAACACUCCCCCCAAAAUGGAAAAAGAAGGUCUAGAAACAAUGAUUGGAAAGAAGAAAGGAAUUCAGGGUCACUAUAACUCCUGCUAUCUGGAUUCCACCUUGUUCUGGUAAGUAAGGAGCUGUCCUUUGAACGCCUAGAUGAGGGGAAAGGACAUGAGUGCACAACAAACAGCGCAAAUAUUUCAGAUGAAAGUUCAGUAGAGUGACAUUAGCCGUCUAUUGUGCUUUGCUGUGCAAUGAAUGGAGUUCACUGAAAGUAGCUUGACCUGGAAAGGUGAGGAAUUAAGUGUGGGUGAUUUUCUCAGUGAAGCCAUUUCCUGAUGCUUUAAUCUUGAUCUGCUGUGUCAGAUAUCUUUUUGGGGAGGCUGGGAAGCACCUCACUGCCUCUUGCAUGGCUGGAUGAGUGGAUGAGGAGGAGGAAGUAGUGGCAGGUGAAGGUCCAUGGGGAAGGUUGUGAAGGGAUCAAAUGAGGUGACACUACUGGGGUUCUGCUGUGGCCUUGUCCACAGUAUGGGAUGUAACACGACCAGCCUCUGUAUUUAUAUUGCACUUACAGAAUACCUAGCUCUUUGUGAUAGAUGGCCAUUACAGCGGAAUCUGAAGUAGCCAGAAAUUGCAAAAUUAACUCUGAUUUGUUGUGCUUCCUUGGCACAGCAAACACACCUGUCUCAAUAACGCAAAAAUGUUUACAAAAAACAAGCAAACAUGAGAGUAGCAAUAGCAGCCAGGCAAAAAAGCACACAAUCUACAUUACCAGUUGGAGAGCACCUGAUCCUUCCCUGUCAUUGUCUCACUGUCUUCUACAGCAAGGAUGGGGAACCUGUGGCCCUCCAGAGGUUGUUGGACUACAACUCCCAUCAGCCCUGGUCCUUAUGGCCAGUGGUCACAGAUGAUGGGAGUUCAUCAGCAUCCGGGGGGCUGCAGAUUCCUCAUCCCUGUGCUACUGGCUUAAAACUUUCCGUAGGGUUUAGAGUUCUUCCCCUCCACUUUCAUGUAGGGUGGUGGUAGCAGAGCCACAUCUGCUUGCUAGAUCACAUAAAAUUGUGAUGUAGCAGCCAGCCCCUUAACCAGCUGUUCUCUCCAGGAAGUAGAUGACUGUGAGUUCUCUGCCAUAAAACUGCCAAUAAAUAAACAUAAAAAUAAAGGAAAAACCCUCUCUGAAGGCCCUCAUUUCAUUGUAUGACAGUCGUAUUGAGUAUCAUAAUCUCUUGAGAGUGGGAUUGCACUUCUGGCUGCUGUUUGACAGCUUUGGCUGAAUCUCACCCUGGCAGCAAGCUUGCAUUUUCCCCUCGAGAAACUGGGAGGGAUGGUAUGCUUCUGAUGUCUUUCAAUCAAAAUUGGCUAACUUCAUCUUUCCUACUUCUAGUCUGCUCCUUAUUCUACUUGCUGCUCCUUUUAAUAUUUGAUGGUAGAGUUCACAUUCUGUAUACUAUGCAAAGUGGCUCAAACUUCCUUUGUAAAGUGUAAGGUAGUAUGCAUAGUAGCCUCAGCUUUUGGCAAGACUGGAACAAUUCCCUGCCAAAACUCAGAUCCUCUUGCUGGCAGUAAGGAAUAGUUCUAGUUUCUUCUGUUAGUAGCAGCAGUCCAUAGUGGCAAUGCAAGAGUGAGAUGCCCUUCACAAGCACCUCAGCUUUAGGGUAUCCUCUAUUGUUGCUGUGUUUCCAGAUUGAAAUUAGCUUCUCCCCUCUUUCAGCCUGUUUGCAUUCAGCUCUGUUUUGGACACAGUCUUGCUCAGACCAAAAGAGAAAAACGAUGUAGAAUAUUACAGUGAAACUCAAGAGCUUCUGCGGACAGAGAUAGUCAAUCCUCUCAGAAUGUAAGUACGGGCAAAUGAAUUGUUUCAAAAUUUUCAAUAGUUUUCAAAAUGUAUUCCUUGCUUACCAUUUCUAGUCUUCCCUGUACAAUGUAUAGAUAGGUGAAGAGCCGAGUGUAUUAUUGGCAAAUACAGGCAGAUGGUGAAGGCUUAGAUAUGUGGCCUGCACCCUAGAGCGUGAUCCAGAAUCCUAUGUAACAUGCAGGUAUUUCUUUGGCAGAAUUCCUUGAAAGCAGAAAGUUUGGAAACGACUUUGCUAAAUCAACCUCCCCAGUUUCUACCUAGCCCUUUCAACUCUUUUCUUGUUUAACCCAUACUGCUUUUUUUAUAUAGUUCCAGCUCCCUGGGUUUUGUCAGCAAGGUGUGGCAUUCCUGAUGUGGAACUCAAUAUCAUUUCUGCUGGGAUGAGUACAAUGAGAAAAUGAAAGGGCCCUUUGUUUUCAUUCCUAGAAGAGCAGUUGGAAGAAUGUUGCAUAUAUUCAGAAUAUGUAUGGAGGCUUCGAAACAAGUUUGCUCUGAGUAUAGCUGCAUUGCCCUCAAUUCAGAAAACCUAUGUACUUCUUCAAAAUGUGGGGCUCAGAAACUGAGAGCCCAUUACCUUAGCAUUUUCUUUGUUGCUUGUUCUCAUUCUGCUCUACUAAUGUGUGAAACAAGGAAGUUUUAUAGUUACCCAUUCUGCCAGUUCUGUGUAUCCCCAUGCGCCUUAAAGCUUCAUAUCCCUUUGAGGUUCACCAUUACUCUCUCUCCUCAGACUCUUCAUCUUUUUAUUCUAGAUAUGGAUAUGUGUGUGCAACAAAAAUAAUGAAGCUGAGGAAAAUCCUGGAAAAAGUGGAAGCAGCUUCAGGGUUUACCUCUGAAGAGAAAGGUAACUUGAUUUAUUUCUUUUUAUUUAAGAAGUUUAUAUACUGCUUUUCAUUGUAUAUCCCAAAGUGGAUUACCAAAAAUAAAAUGCAAUUUUAUUUGAGCUUUACCAAACUCUGUAUCAUUGGUGAGGGAAAGGGAGUGAAUAGGGAUGGGUGUUUCGGUUACAAACUGAAAGUUCUGAAUUGUGAGUGAUAUUGAGAGAGAUGGUUCUGAGCUGGUGCCAAAUUUAUUAGUGACUGUCAGAACGUUACUAUUUAUCAGCAAAAAAUCUGAAAUACCACCCAUUUCAGAGUUAGAUCAGAAAAGUUUGAAACAUGAUGCUCCUGACUAAAUUAAUGUAUUUUUCCAGGAGCUAUUAUAGAAAGCAAGCGGAUACAUUUAUGUAAAUAUGCUUCUAUUUAUUUAUUAUGCUUUAGAACAGUCUCCAAGAUCAGGAAGCGGUGGAUCCAAGAAAGUGCAAGGAUUUCCAUUUGCUCCACAGAACUUCUCAUUCCUCUCCUCCCUGCUGUCUGACCCUACCUCCAAUCUGUUCUGGAGGUUCCCCAGUCCUCCAGAGCUGGUUUGGGAUUGGUGCAGGGGGCAUGUGGGAAGAGGAGGGGGAGGUUCCAUUGCGCAGUCCUUGUGCUUAUGGAAUGACCUGAUUGGAUACAACCCAUUCUGUUUCUGCCCUCAAAGUUUUAGUUUAACUCUCUUGUGCUCUGAUACUGUGCUUAUACUAUAUUUCUGGCUAUAUGGCUUUUUAAGAGCAUAUUUUAGAGACAAUCCACUACAUGUUUUAGAAAGUUGUUUGUUAGGUAUGCAUUUGGACACGUCUUAAGAUAUUGCAACAAAAGUUCCUGAAAUCAUUUGGAUACCAUUGGGUGCCAUUUUGAAUAUUUUGAAAUGGCACUUAUUUCAACCAGUGAUUUCAUAACAGCUGGGGUUUUUUCGGCUUAGAAUUCCUGAGUGAUGUUGGGUAUGAGGUGGCUAAUGCUUAAUAUAGCUAGGUUAAUGUACUAUAUUCUUUUUUGUGCACAUAAUAAUGUCAUUAGAAUAUUGGAGAGUUUCAGCUAAGUUUGUAUUUUUUUUUAGAAUGAUAAUGGAGAAAUUGAGUCUUGAUAAUCUUGACUAUUUAACUGUUUUUAUAAAUCCUUUUGUAUUCAACCGUUUAUAAAAUAUGCUCCCUGCUCUUUGCCAGUUUGGUUAAAAUGAUUUUUUAUGUGAACAUUUAUUUUAAAAUUAUUUGGGUCUUACAUAUUAGUCUUUGUUUGAUAUACAACUCUCUUUUCCCCCAGAUCCUGAAGAAUUCUUGAAUAUUUUGUUUCAUCAUAUUUUGAGAGUAGAGCCACUGUUAAAAAUAAGGUAAAAUAUUCCUCUGCUUAAGUCAUGUUUCAAAAUGAAGUUUCGGACUUCCAGGAACAUGAGCUUUCAGAGACAUCGAUUUAUGAUGGAAAUGCUGUGAAAACUGAGUUGAGCUUAAUCCUUUGCCUGGUGAUCAUAGGCAACAAGGAACUUUACACAGGCAAGUGGGUUACAGGAUGCCGGGUGGGGGGCAGGACUAAGCACUCUGCCCCUCCUUCUGGCAGCCCCCUGCAUUUCCAUGACUGCCUUGUCUACACCCCACGUAAAAUCACAGCCUACAUAUUUAGUUUGCUAUUAAAAAAAUAACAAAACCCACCACCAGCCCCUCCUAUCACUAAAAGCAGACUAGUAAAAAAAGGGGGGCAUCUAGUAACUAGUGGUCUUCAGUGUAUGGGCCUUUAGUUGUGUAUCUCUUUAGAUUUUGUACUACUGUUUAUGACAUUGAGGAUUCCCCCCACACACCUCUGUUCCAAAAAUUGCUAAGAUUUUGGGAGGGGUGUCUGUGUGUUGUACUGUAUACAAUCCAAUUUUUUAUUCAUGUUCACACUGGGCCAAAAAUUUAGCUCUGCCUAAUAAGCACACAAAGUUGCUCACCUGAUAAACUAGUAGCUUGAAUUUCCCCUGCAUUGAAUUCCUGAUUGGCUAUGACUACCAGGCAUGUUAGUAAAUAUAAAGCAGUUUUAGUUUCAUCCUUGUCAUAUCGAGUGUUUGGGAUGCCCGCACAAGCUCUCAUAUCCAUUCCUCCUUCACAGUCAUGCAAACUUUCCCUUCCCCGGCUCUCCCUUGUUAAGUAUUAAAUAUGAUUCAGCAGUACAUCUGCUUGGGUACAAAUGACCCUUGUUAAACAGCGGUUACAAUCUGUAUAACUGAACAUUCAUUUCAGAAUUAUGGGAGUCAACAUUACUGUAUUUGCUUUGUUAUGAAUGGUCUUAAUUGAUACAUAAUAGUGAAAGGGCUGUCAAAAAACACUGAAACCCAGGUAAUCCAACAGGUAUUUCUAUAUCUCUUAGUUGGAACUUCAUAGCUGACAAACCGGUGGUAAUCUGUUGAGAGGAUUUAAACACUGUCUUGAACACCCAUGUAGGAAAAGAAGGUUGGAUUAAGACUAAAUUAGUUGAACUUGGAUCCCACAGUGUGACAAAUCAUGACUUAAAUCCAGUUGAAAACAAUGGGACUUGAGAUCAGCUAACAUACCGUAUUUUUCGCACCAUAGGACGCACCGGACAAUAGGACGCACUUUGUUUUAGAGGGGGGAGAACAAGAAAAAAAAAUUCUCCCCCUCUCUGCCCAGCGCCCCUUCAGCGAAGUGGCAGGAGAACUUUCCCCCUCUUGUUUUCCCGCUCUGAAACAAGGUGCCGUUUAAGGUGUGUUCAGGCGGCUACCUUGGAAGCCUGGAGAGCAAGAGGGGUCGGUGUGCACUGACCCCUCUCGCUCUCCAGGCUUCAGGUUCCUUUCGACCUGCUCUUUGGGGCUGGUGGGGGGAAGCCCACCACCAGCCCCAAAGAGCAGGUCAGGGAGCAGCGGAAAGGCGCAGCGGAGAGGCUCCUGCCAUAGCCGCGUGUCACCUCUCCAGCCGGGAGAGGGUCGCGGGGCUAUGGCGUCUUCGCUCCAUAGGACGCACACACAUUUUCCCUUCAUUUUUGAAGGGAAAAAAGUGCGUCCUAUAGAGCGAAAAAUACGGUAAUCUGGAUCCAGCUCUGUUUUUUUAAAAUUGCCUUACAAAAUGCUUACUCUUUCCCAAAGGUAUUUUUUAGUUUUUGUAACAGAACACAUUUGUCCAAAUGGAUGAAAGAAUAGUUAAAUGUCCUCUUGUUCAUCAUUAAGCCUUAUCAUUUUUUAUCAAAAUCUGUUUUGAAAAUACUCUCUUUUCUUAGAUCAGCUGGUCAAAAGGUUCAAGACUGCUACUUCUAUCAGAUUUUUAUGGACAAGAAUGAGAAGGUUGGAGUUCCUACAAUUCAGCAGCUACUGGAAUGGUCUUUUAUCAACAGCAACUUGAAAUUUGCAGAGGUUUGGAGGAUAUUAUUUGCUUUCAUAAAAUUUAUACCCAUUGGAUAUAUAAUUUCACUAAAACAGCUGCAUUUUUUUCUUGGCUCUUGCUAGGCACCCUCAUGUCUGAUUAUUCAGAUGCCUCGAUUUGGAAAGGACUUCAAAAUGUUCAACAAAAUCUUUCCAUCACUGGAAUUAAAUAUCACAGACCUACUGGAAGACAGUGAGCAUAAAAUAUUGUUCAUGACACUAUGGCUGAUCAUAGAGUAUUUAGAAAUAGUUUUAUUUCUUCUGGCAUUUGGUGGUGUUUGGCUACUGCACAGACUGGUGGUGCUAUGAGCCACGUGAAUCAUAUUUUAUUUGGCAUAUUUUAUUUCCGUUAACAGAAAUUUUGUCUAACAUUCUGCUCACAAAAUAUUAGGAGAACAGCAUAUUGGUGGUUGACUGUGGACAGGCUUUAGGGGUGGUCCAGCCUUGACCACAAUGCCUUCUGCCUUCAUUCUCUUUUUGUCAGGAUAGAUGACGUUUAUAUACAUACAAAACUGGACCCAUUUUUCCAGACCUUGUUUAUUACACUGGUAGUCUUACCCGCCGUCAGGAAACUUGGAACAUAUACAGCAGGACUGGUGAAUCUGUGGUUCUCCUGAUACUGCUGGCCUCUAAACUCCCAUUAAGUCCUGGCCAAUAAACAGGGAUGCUGGCUAUAAUUUAUUAUCCACUCUUCGCCCUAAGGUUCUGGGUUGCAACCAUUAAAGCACAACAUGAAAAAACAGUUUAAAACAACUUAAAAUCACAAAAAUAAGGUGGGUUCUAAAAAUAUGCACCUCAAAAACACGUAGAGGUGUUUUUUCUACAGUCAAGUUGUAUAUAAAGUUUAUGAAAUAAAACAAGUGUCAAAAGCCAGCAUGAAGUGCUGUUUAUUCAGCAUUCACCAAAAGCUAUAUAAUGAAGAUGCCAUUUGUGGGGUGGAAGUACCACGACUUGGGGGCAGCCACCGAUAAUACCUUUUCCUGGGCUGCCACCUAACCCCCCCCCCCUUCAAGCUUUUGGGAGUGGUCAAAUGACCAAUAGGGUCUCUCCGCUGAUCUUAACACCUGAUUGGGUCUGUAGGAAAUGGUAGUCCUGCAACAUCUAGCGAGUCACAAGUACUUCACUCUAGGUGUGUAUGGAGUUCCCUGGCAGUCUCCCAUCCUGUCCGUUCUGCUAAGUUUCAGAGGUACUUUGGGGGCCUUCAGGUUCUUCUCCUUCUCCAUCAGCUUAUCAGUUGUUAAAUAGAAGAAGAACUGAGCUUAAUUUCUGUGUGUAGCCCUUUGGAAAAGUAUUUUCUUUUUCUCAUCAAAAUUAUGAAUGGAAGCAUUCUAUCCAUUUUGUUCACCUUCCCUCAAACAACCAUGAGGGUUGGUGUGUUUUUUGCAUGAAUUUAAAACUGAAGGAAUUCUUUAUGGCUUGUGUCUGCAGAGUAGAGAUUUAUUUCACUGAUUCAUUUCUUUUAUAAACGUGCAUGAGUGAAAUAUAUGUGCUGUAAACAGGGCUGUUGCUUUUCUUUUUGCUUCAGUGUUGGAGAAAUCACUCCAGUGUUGGAGUGUAGGAGUGUCGCCUUGUUCGGUUUCAACAGUAUAUCAAACUGUGUUAAGUCUUUCACCCCAAUUCUUGUACACAAAAUCAUGAUUUGCUAUAAAAAGCACCCCUCCCCCUGUUUAUAUUAAGUCAUGCCUAUGUUUGUCUUAACAUGUUCAUGCUGACUAACACAGCUUUGAAGGGAUGGCUGCUUCCACUGUUCAUACACAAUUUUGAUAGUUUCAUCUUGCUAAAUACAGCUCCUAGGCAGUGCCGUAUCUGUGGAGGACUUGCAAUGUAUGAAUGCCGAGAAUGCUACGAGGAUACCGACAUUUCUGCUGGGAAGAUCAAGCAGUUUUGCAAAACCUGCAACACUCAGGUAAGUUACUCUUUCAGAAUGUCUUGGGACUGGUGUCUGCUCAGAGCUCAGCGCCAGGAAUCUCUCCAGGGGCAGUGGGUGCCUUCUCAGAGAACUGUGAGAUUUGGUUUCCUUUGAAAAACAGUAAGGCAGAAGAUGACCUUGCAAAAAACUUAUUCUAACCCUCCUUGUCAAUUACAGGUUCACCUUCAUCCCAAAAGGCAGAGUCAUAAAUUCAAUCCAGUGUCUCUCCCUAAAGAUCUACCAGACUGGGAUUGGAGACACGGCUGCAUACCUUGUCAGAAGAUGGAGUUAUUUGCCGUUCUUUGUAUAGAGACAAGCCACUAUGUGGCUUUCGUUAAAUACGGCAAGGGAGACUCUGCUUGGCUCUUCUUUGACAGCAUGGCUGAUCGGGAUGGUACGUCUGUUCAAUUGGCCUCAUUUCCUUUCUCUGGGGUUCAUGUAGCUUUGAGUAACCUUAACCGUAACCUCGGAAAUACACUUUCUCCAAAAGGUUUCCACAAUUUUGGCCACUAGUGUAAAUUGAAUUAAACUUAACGUAGUGAACCUUCUCUGUUUAAUAAUAUGAGUGAGCAGUGUUAAUAGCAACCCAGAAUAUAGUAAAAAUAAGCUUGAAAUAGAGUAGUGAUUGUCAAGACUAGAGCUAGGGAGACUCACCUUCAAAUCCCACUCUGCCAUGGAGCUCAGUGGGUGACCUUGAACCUGGCACUCGCCUACCAAUCCUACUUGUGAAGAGACAAGAGAGGGCAAAAGUACAUAUACCACCCUGAGCCUUUGGGAAGAAAUGUAGGGUAAAAAUGUGAUAAAAUGAAUGGAUACUGGAUGUCAGAUCUUUGAGUCCAGCAUAAGACAUGCACAGAAUAUGUGCCCUUUAUAAGAGCUUACCUUCAGAUAUAAAACUCUUUUUUUUAAAUCCAGUAACUGAAAAAAUGACAAUUAUAAUAGGUGGAAUAUACACAGAAGGGCAGUUUGUACGAAUGUCUCCUGAGUGGAUGCAGUACAUCUCUUCACCCGGCAACCUUCCCUUCCAGUGAAGAAGCAUUUGUUUACAGGGGAGAUUUUUUUAAAACAGCCACAAUCUUCUCUUGCUAAUCUGUUGAUCUGGGGUUGCCACUGCUCCCUGCUCUCAGUGCCUCCACAUGCUUAAAUGUUGAGCUUGCUUCUCUCUCUUUAGCCCUAAGAUAGGGAGGCUGUGGCCCUCCAGCUAUUGUUGGACUCUCAAUGCCUGUCAUCCCCAGUCACCAGUAGGCAGGGUUAAUGGGAGUUGUAAGUCUGUCAGCGUUUGGAGGGCUACAGGUUGCCCACCCCAAUUCAGUCCUAUCCAUUGUCUUCAUUCCUUCAUUCCCUGGUCAUGCGGAGUGGGGACCUGAAGUUGAGAAUUGGCAUUUAAAUAGAUUUAUAAUUGAAUGUCAAACUGAUUUACAACUUCUUUUAAAAAAAUGACAUGGUGGAGAUUUAACUGGCAUCAAGGAGAGCUCAUGCUUCUUACCAUUGCACACCAAUGGGAGGCUACAGUCUCGGGACUUCAUAGUUGGUAAUGAAUUGUGUCCCCCCACCCCCUUGAAUUAACCCGUCCGCCCUCUCCUUCUCUCAAAAGGAGGACAGAAUGGCUUUAAUAUCCCUCAAGUUACUCCAUGCCCAGAAGUUGGCGAGUACCUGAAAAUGUCCCUUGAGGAAUUGCAUUCGCUGGACUCCAGAAGAAUUCAAGGCUGUGCACGAAGGCUACUUUGUGACGCUUAUAUGUGCAUGUAUCAGAGCCCAACCAUGAGCUUGUACAAGUGAAAAGUUGUUGUCUGGAAGAAGGGAAGCAGCUUCCCAGCAACUUGACUGUGGCCCAAGAAGAUUCAGCAGGACUGUCGGCGCACUUGCUCGUGCAUCUGUUGCCGGCAAUGGAUGCUUCAAAGGGGGUGGAAAGCAAACGUCUAUGGCAAAAGAAGUGCAUAUUUUAAAGAAGGGGUGGAAAAUACCUUACAAUGCAAUGUUCUGUUGCUAAAGUACUUAAUAAGCAUUUUGCACUCUAGGAAGUGCGUGUGUGUGCGUGUGUGUGUAGGGUUUUUCUAAAAAAAUAAAAUAAGUCUAAAUGAAGCUAUUAAAAUGUUUAGGCUGCAAUUUCAGAGGAGUUGUGUACAUGGAGUGAAGUUUUAUGUGUUUCAAAAUUGCCUUGUGGAAUUUUCUGCAUAGACCUCAUCCAGGGAACCACAAAGCCUAAGGGAGAGGACUGUAUUAAUAUGUGUGUUUUCUCCAGCAUUGUAUAGGUUGUACACUCAAGGCACUUCACCUCUGUAAUACACUGGAUGCUGGCCUGAAUCUUGGCACUGAGGUUUUUGUUUUGCUUAUUUUGACCUGGUAUAAGUUAAAUCACAACAGGAACAAAACAUCUUUAUUGUGUUGAAUGAGUGUGCAGAACGCAUUAGCUGUCUGUUUCCUCCAUUGUAUUCCCCUGGACCAAGAAUGCUUAGUGUUCCCUUUGUAGCUAAUGGUUGCCUGCUGGAAAACGGCGAAGAUUAAGCUGGUGUAAAUGUUUUGUAGCUGCAAGUUGGUGUUUAGACUAAUUCCCAUAGCUGGAAGCAUUUCGGUAUUUUCCUUUAUCCACACAACUCACUCAGUCUAUUCUGUGACCUGGAUGGUGUUUGCAGGAUCAUCUCUGAGCAGGUUGUGUGGAUGACUCAUUCUGAUGUCAUGCUUCCAUAAUGGGUGCACCCACAUAAAAUUCUUCUGAAAGGUAUUUCCAUUACAUUGGCACUGUGUUCAAGCUUGACUUUCAGUGGAAGCUUGCUUUUAAAAACUGCUUCUUAUACUCUGGUAUUCUCCUACGUUUGGAAAACUCCUUAGCAAACUUCCCACAUGUUUGCUUUCAUGAAUUUUUUAAUCCCCCUGCCCUGACACUGCCCAGUCACUUGGAACUUCUGACUCCAGUGUAGUUUUACUUCUGAGAGUCAAAGACCAUCCUAUGACUUGCAGCUGUGAUUGGUAAAAAGAAGGUGGCAAAGUUGAUUUAGAAAGGUUCAAAAACAGCAGGGAUGUUAAAGAGCUAACCUUUUCAAACUAUCUUUUUCUAGUGUGUGUGUGUGUGUGUGUGAAAAUCAAAUCUAGGUCACAUAAGGAAUUCAGCCGUGUAGUAUAUGUACACUGCAGUCUUUCUCUGAGGGGAAACGAUGUCUCCACUGCCCACUAUGCUAAGGCAUUACUGUUGAGGAAGUUCUGUUGGGAUAAAAUAUCCUCUCCAGACACCCAUGCAUAAUAUUAAUAAGGUUCAAGGCACAAGGCGGCAUCCUUGACAGUAUGUUCAGCUUUUUGCCUCAGGGAACAUCAUUGGCUCAGAAAUCUGUAGUCUAUAAAAUGGAAGCUAAUGCUUUAGACUGAAUUUAUUUUCUUUCCUUUUUUUUUAGGAGAUGACUUACACAUUUAUCAUAUUAAAAGGAUCAAGUAAGGUCUGUGUGUAGUCAAACCAUUUGACUUGCUGCUCAGUACAUAUGAAAAGUUACUUGUUGCUUUCAAGUAUCUUGUAGUGUAUUUAAUAUUUUUAUGAACUGUUGAGUCUAAUAGUUCUCUGCAGUGGGAAAAAUAUCUCCUGUUGUAGUUGCCUUAAGUAUUUCGUUUUUAAAAAGAGCAGCUAAAUGCACAUCCAGUACGAACAAAAUUUGAAUGUGGCAAGGAGAAAUUGUAGUCUCUCUCUUUUUCUUUUUUAGCUUGGGGUGGGUGAAUGGGUAGAUACGUGAAUUGUCUUAGGUCAGGUUGCUGAUUAGAAAUGGGAGAGAGUAAGACACACUUAGGGUUGCUUUGGAUGAAUUUUUGCUGCAGUGCAGGCUUGCACCCACACACCUGGUUGCCUCAUAAGCAUCCAAGCCUGCUAAACACUCACACGUGGGAUGCAGUAUAUGCAUCAUCUACAUAGGACUAAAUUCCACUUGGUUUGGGAUGCGAACUGUGUAUUAAGUCACAUAAAAUGAAAUCGUCCAUCUUGUAUUGGUUCACUUUUAAGUUGCCACUUUGUUUUGCUGCAAUAUAGCAGAGGUGGCAAAAGCCCCUGGAGCUAUGUAGUGAAAUGGCUGGGACUCCUACCCAGCCCCCAAUACCUGCCACCUGCUUUCUCAACCCCAUGACUACUCCUGCCACUUAUUUUUUCCCUAGUCCGCAACUGUCUCACAACUUCUUUCCUGCUACUUUGGAAGUGGCUGCUGUUUCCUCAUUGGCUGCAACCCUCUGGGUGAGGGCAUAAAGGAGGAUGAGGCAAGUCUUCAUCUUGAAUAAGACUUUUUUUUAAAAAAAGUUCAGUUUUAAAUUGCACUCAACUUACAGACAGUGGCUCUUAAUUUGGAAGUAAAAAAGACCUACAGGCAAGUAACGGUACAGGCUAAGCAGCAGUACAGGGCUCAGGCAUCAUGAUCCAGGAGUAGGAUUCAGAAGUGACAAAAGUUGCCCUAAGCUUUUGAAGAUGAGGAGUGAUUUGUUCCCUUGCCUUGUGGAAAUGCAGAGUUUGCAAGUUCCUGCUCCGUUGGGGCGGUCGUCUCUCACCCCAUCUGCAAAGGGGGCACCUGGUUCUGACCAGGAAAGGCUGCACCUUCCUGUUCGGAUGUUGUUCAGUCCUCAUCACCUCUUGUUCAGCCUCCCCCCCCCCCCAAUAAUCAAAGCCUUCCUCUGCCUCUACUGAGACUUCAUGCACCAGCUAGCAUCCCUGCUCCCUCUUCCAAAGCAACUGAAAUCAGAGUGGGAAGGGGAUAUCGUCCCUCUUUUGGCCCAAGUUCCCCAAUUCCUCUCUCCCCCCGCCCCCGUCUCUUCCACUUUGCCUGAUCCCGACUAUAUAGUACCCAAGCUUUUUGAAAGCUGCUGUAUUCUUUAGUGCUAUUUUGGUAACCCUAACACAGUUUUGGGGAUAUUUCUUAUAGGCCAACACCGCUACCAUUUAUACUUAAACAUUUUCCAGUGUGUGUUCUCAUUCAUUUAGAACGAGAUUGCACCAUUCCCCCUUUUGCAUCUAUGCUGCUGUUAUCUGUAAACUAUUAACUGUGGCCCUAAGGUUUGUGUGUGUCCUUCCCAGCUUCCCUGAAGAUACCCAAACAGUUUGCAAAACUACUGUUUCUGAAAGUGAGAGAAAUUGAUUGACUUAUAAAAAUCCCAUUUUAUACACUUUCCACUGUAUUCACAAUGCUCAGGGCAGCUGACAGUAAAUCUAAAUAAUUUAAAACAGUGCAGCAAAGAAAACCACCUUUGGCAAAAUGUUUUCUUGGAGGUCGUUCUUACUUGCUGCAGGCUGUUGAGCAGGUAGCCUAUGCAAGAGGCAUGUGUGAAUAGGGCCUGGCACAACACUGCUUCCUGGUCUCCAUCAAUUGCCGUAGUUUUCCCGUCUUAAAUCUGAGGCCAGACAUAAAAUUGAAUCAUGGUGAGACAAUGGUAAAAUGUUAACUGACAAAAGUGAAGUGGAUAAAGCAUUUUAGAGCAGAAAUGUAUUGGAUACAUACUUUAGGCAUCUCUCUGAUGAUUCAUAUUUUUGAGGGAGGGAGAACUUUUCACUGCAAAAGUACACAGGGUUUGUUCCUGAGACUUGUGGAUGCAACAAGCUACAGAUUUAAAUGCAUGUUACAACUGUACAGGUUAAACACCUUUCAUAAACCUUUGGGAAGGAGAUUAAACUAUAUGUGGGGGUGGGCUGUUGUUUUUUUGCAGUGGAGGAACUGUGACCUUAAAUUGUCCAACUUUCUGGAAAUCUUUUAAGUUUGAUCCUGUUUAUAAAAUUCAGACUACUACUUAUGCUGCAGCCACACAUAAUGAUUUGCCCGGUUAGCCCCUUGAUGCAAAGCAAACAAAACUCCCUUAGGAGGGAUUGAUUUAGAUCAAGGGUAACCUGGCCUUCGUCAGUGCUUUAAGGACCUGUGUUUGCUUUCGGGUAUACUGCUCUGGGACAUUGGACGGAGCUGAGAACUGCUCCCCUUCUCCCCUGUUCUGUUGCAAAACACCUUCCCAAGUCUGCUUUGCAAUGGAGAGGAGAUUACCUUGCCAGAUAUUACCUGUGGCUUGCCAUAGUUUGGCUUUUGCAAAAUAUGUAUGGGCCACUUGCAGGAAACAAUCGGGGGCUUGACGGCCCCAUUUAUCCCACCCCACCUCACAUGGUCUGUGAAAGGAGUAAAAGACCCCUUCUUUUGAACCUUUGAAAAACACCCUCUUCUUCAUUUGUAGCAUUUUCUGGUUCUGUUGCUCGUAAUCCUGGUGUUUUGAUACUUGUGUUCUGAAUGUUGUUGUGGCAAUCUUUCCCACUUUGCUUUUGUGGCUUCUGUUACUUGACUCUAUGAGAAGCCUUAAAUAUUUAAAAUAAGACCCUUGUGGAAAUGUGCAAGAGGAUGAGAGACGCGGUUGAGGUGGCUAAGUCACUGCUUAUGAUCAUGUAACUUGUGGAGCUCCUGCUCCUCCACUGGCUGGGUAGUUGGUGGGGAGUAGCAAAAUUGAACGUAUCUGUACUUUAGGGGCCUUGUUCCUUAUGCCUUUCUUAUUUUAAACUCAACGAAGCAUUGAGAGCUGGCAUUGUGUACAGUGAGACAGCAUGCAUCCCGAUACUUGGGCUGCCUCCAUUGAAAAGUGCUAUGUGUGUGUGUGUGUGUUGAGGUGGUGUAUAUAAUAAGCCCUGUUUUUUGUGGUGGUUUUUGAUCUGUGGUGGUGGUUUUCCCAUCUUCAAAUCAUCAUCACUUGCUGUUGCAGUUCCUCCCUAGCAGUUAUGCAUCUGUGAACUCUCCCUUCUGACUGUGAUGUGAAGUAGAGAAGAAGAAGAAGAAAAAAACUAGCAUCAUCUUUACAUAUCUCAUCCCCUCAAAAACAACCAAACAAAAUCCUCACACGCACCCUGGUUUCCUUCCUCUUUUGUAUUGCGCAUUGUAGUUUUGGCAUUCUGAAACUGUCCUUUUAAUCCUCUCAUGUCAACUGUACAAAGGUGAACAUUUAAACACUCGCAUAUACAGAACGAAAUGCCUACGGAUGUGGAAUCAUUUUGUUUCUAGGUCGUGUUUCAGGUUUUCCCGCAGACGUUGCAACGUUAGCACGGUGCCCAAACCCUGGUGUCGUGCUCCCAGGGCUGAGAUGGUUACAGAAGAGCUGCGUUUGUGUGAACGUGAAGGUGGAACUUUUUAUUUUUCUUCAGACUGCCUCUCUUGAGGUUUUGGGUUUUAUUUAUUCCGCAAUUGUAACAAAGCGUGUUUUGCAUUGGCCUGCACAAUUCCUGGUGUUUUUGUUAAAUAAACAUCCUGUGCUCGAGUGCAGUCGUCUCCUCGGUAGAUUGUCUCCACCAAGAGCUUAGAGAAGUGUUUUAUAUCGGGUUGCUGUAAUUAAGCCUUAAUUUCCCAGAGAAGAGACUGUACCAUAUCCUAUUUCUGUAUUAAUAUUUAUUAAAACUUAUCAUUUUU